GCUGGAAAUACAGGUCUCGUUGGUGGAUCAGUUCCUCUACAUGAUGAGAUUGUUGUCUCUGUAAAGCGUAUCAAGGAACAAUUUAGCUUUGAUGAGACGACUGGUUGGCUACUUUUCUACAUGAUGCCGUUUGAUCUCGGUGCUAAGGGUUCGUGUAUGGUAGGUGGCAACGUGGCGACAUGUGCUGGUGGAUUGCGAUUGUUACGAUACGGCAGCAUUCAUGCACAUCUUCUAGGACUAACCGUGGUCUUGCCGACAGAAGACGGUACAGUUAUGGAGCUCGGUUCACCACUUCGUAAGGACAAUACCUCCCUGCACAUCCCACAUUUGUUUCUUGGUAGUGAGGGACAACUCGGAUUGAUAACUCGUGUUAUAAUGAGCACGGUGAAAAAACCAGCUUCCGUCCAAAGCGCUAUGAUAGGUGUUGAAACUUUCGAGUCGUGCUGUAACGUUUUACGCUUAGCCCAUCGCUAUCUAUCGGAGAUACUUUCAUCGUUUGAGUUCUUGGAUCGUGAAACUACGGUGUUAUUGAAGGAGGUGCUCGAUCUUAAACCUAUACUACAGUCGAACCCUAGAUUCACGAUACUGGUUGAGACAUCAGGAUCUAAUGAAGAGCAUGAUGCGUAUAAAAUGGAAUGCUUUCUGGAUAAAUGCCUGAGUAGCGGAGUGGUGUCGGAUGGUGUACAGGCUCAAUCGGCUGCCGAGUCGUCGGCAAUGUGGCGCCUGCGAGAAAGUGCACCGUUGGCAGUGGCAGCUGACGGUUUCGCCUACCUGUAUGACGUUUCGCUUCCACUACAUAGUUUCUAUCGACUAACUGAGGUAGUCCGAGAGCGGUACGCACAAAGUGCAAAGGUUGUAGCGACCUACGGUCAUCUUGGUGAUGGUAACACUCACCUUAAUGUGACAGUAAACGACUACAACCAAAAGUUCCAUGAGAGUCUUGAUACAUUCAUCUAUGAAUGGGUGGCUGCUCAUGGUGGUUCGAUAUCGGCCGAACACGGCAUCGGGCAGUUGAAAUUACCGUAUUCUUCCUUGGGAAAAUCAUCAGUGGAAAGGGAUCUUGUGCGAAGAAUCAAAGCAGUGUUUGAUCCGAACGGAAUUCUCAAUCCAUAUAAAACACUUUGA
This is a messenger RNA of Angiostrongylus costaricensis, 1125 nucleotides long. The record is from the annotation of a GenBank genome assembly. NCBI's taxonomy places the organism in Eukaryota, Metazoa, Nematoda, Chromadorea, Rhabditida, Metastrongylidae.